GCUGCCGGAGAUUUGAACAAAGCCGCCGAGCUUUUGACGGAUCUGGUGGAAAACGGUGAUGACCCGUCGACGAGUUCGGGUCAGGAAACCGGGUCUACUUCUGAGUACGGGGCUGGGUCGAGCUCCAGCUGCUGCGGUGAUGACGUGGCGAGAGAGAGUUUGUUUAUGGGAGGACGAAGCAAGCAGAGUAGAGUUAUUGCCGCUACGGGGAUAGUGUCUUCCGUGAUUGCCAAGGAUUACUUGAAGCCGAAGAAAGAGUUUCCUUCUUUUGUGGAAAGGUCUAAAGAGCCCUAUGGGAAGAAAGCUGGGGAUAGAGAGAAAGCUGAGCAGUUCUUAGCUUCGAUGCUUGGAGAUGAUUGCGAGCUUAGCAUGGCUGUUGUUAGAGAUGUCUUGUGUCAAUGUGGCUACGAUGUCGACAAGGCCUUGAAUGUGUUGCUUGACAUGUCUUCUUCUUCAUCAACUAAUGAUGAUUCAAUAAGUGGUAGAUGUUCGGCCAUAGGAUUCAGCGAUAGUCUGGCGGAUACAUCAUUUGAUACUGAUACUUCCGAAAGUGAGCCAAGUUUCUGGGGAGGCUAUAGUCCAAGGGAUUACUCGAAAGCUCUCAUGAGUGAUCCUUUUGCAACUAGACAAGGAAGUUGUGAGCCUUUUCAUCCACAAAAGGUGUUGGAGUCUCUGUUCAACAUUCCCCAGAGUACUAAACACGAACCAAAGACAAUGAGUUGGAGAAACGUCGCAAAGAAAAUGCAGUCACUUGGGAUUGAUGCUUCUUCAUCUAGUGGUGAAGGUUCCCAGCCUGAAAACUAUGUGAAGGAUGGUGGAUAUCAUGAGCUUAGAAAAGGUGCAAAUGACCAGUGGAAUGUAACGAAGUCAUACUAUCAAAAACCUGCAGAAGCAUAUUCGAAAGGAGGGAGGGCUCAUGCGGCUUACCUUUCUGAAAAGGGGAGAGCGGCAUCUAAAUUAGCUCAGCGAGCAGAUGAGAGGGCAAGCCAAGAUAUAUUCGUCGCUAGAAAUAAGGGUAUAGAGAAUGUGAUAACCAUUGAUCUGCAUGGUCAACAUGUUAAACAAGCAAUGAAGCUAUUGAAGAUGCAUCUCUUGCUCGGAGCAUAUGUCCCUUCCAUUCAGACACUACGUGUGAUCACAGGAUGUGGGUCUCAUGGGUUUGGGAAGUCCAAAGUGAAACAAUCGGUGACGAAGCUGCUAGAAAGGGAAGGAGUUGGGUAUUGUGAAGAGAACAGAGGAACAUUACUGAUCAAGCUUGAGGGAUGUAGUAGAGAGUUCAGUUUCUUAGACACAGAGAGUGACUCUGAUUUAAGUUAAAACUAAA
This is a messenger RNA of Brassica oleracea var. oleracea, 1324 nucleotides long. RefSeq lists its product as uncharacterized. NCBI's taxonomy places the organism in Eukaryota, Viridiplantae, Streptophyta, Magnoliopsida, Brassicales, Brassicaceae. The record is from RefSeq and is a predicted model, not a curated record.